AUGUUCGAUGACUUUGUGCAGAGCUCCUCUUCUCACAGCACUCCGCAAAAUCACAGGCGGAUCAGCAACAACCUUGCCAAUGGCCAAUACGUCAACGGUUCGCGCUUCGACACAACCUUUGACUCGAUCAAUGAUGGCUUUGAGGGCGAUGACUACGGCACUCGUGGCAUCGAAGGCGACGACAGUGGCCAUGACGGCUUUGUCUCCUCGAUGCUCGAUCCAAUAGCCGCACUCGAGACUGGCUUCAUCUCCUCCGAUGCCGGACCCUCCUCACACUCCGACCCCAUCUUCCAGCUCGGCAGGGUCCAGUAUGCAUUCUCAGCACCACUGGCAUUGAUGACCGUUUCUUCCAACAUCUUGACCAUGUGUCUCUACGCAUACCCAAAUCCAUCUCAGGCCGCCAAUCCGUUUCCUACAGCUCCACCCAAGCUCGUUCGUAUCAACCUCGACGAUCCAGAACGCACCCAAGAGGCCGAUGUGCCCAUCCCGCCAACACCGCGCUCAGCACGCAAUGCUCCACCACCAGACCCGAGUACAGUGGGCCCUUACAAGAUGUUUGCCGAUCCCUCUGGCCUUCAUCUGCUGCUCGCUAUGCGGAAUGGCGACAACUACUACUGGGCCAGCGGGUGGAGGAAAGCGCGACUUCUGCCCAAGCUCAAGGGUCACAUCAUCGAGAGCGUAGCGUGGAACAGAGCCAGUCUAGCCGGCAACGCAAGCUCAAAUGCGUCGGCAGCGCGUAAACGUGCAGCCAACGGCACUCCGGCGCUCUCAAGCACGCGUGAGAUUUUGCUAGGCACAAGAUCCGGCGACAUCUACGAAGCUGUCAUCACCGCUCCUGUCGGCACCGAUCCGGAUGAUGGUGACAUCUUUGACAAAAUUGCACGUCGAACAGCAGGCAAUGGGGCUGAAAGGGGGGACGUCGACCGUGUCGUGCGGCUCAUGACUUCGCUGCCUGAGCGUCAGCCCGUCACCGGUCUAGCGGCAGAAGUCUUUCCUCGCCCCAGUCCGACAUCGACAUCCAACCCUCCGACACCGGCAUCCAGCGAGCUGCGCAGAGCCGUCGUCAUUGCAACGACAAGUACACGCGUCUACGAAUACGUCGGAGUCCUAGCAAAAGCGAGUAAGGACGAGUCGGACUCGAGCUCUCUUUACGACAAGCUAUUCUUGCCCUAUCGAGGCGAUUCUUCACCCAACCUCAAAUCAGAAUUGCCAGGCGACUUGCCUUACUCGGAGCUGCAUGCGUACACAUCAGCGUCGUCCAAACACAUUUCAGCGCUUGCCUGGCUCACAGGCCCAGGCGUCUACCAUGGCCUGCUUUCCUAUCCGCCGGAUGCAACAGCAGGCGACAGCGUCAUCGAAUCUGCCAACCUCCUACCCUACCCAGCAGUCGCAAUCGAAGAUGAAGGUAGUGGCAGCCCAAACAAACGCCGCAGUCGCAUGAGCACGGCUUCGAAUGGUUUCGGUUCCGCACCCAUCACCAAGAUCCCGCUCAGCAUCGCCUUGACCGAGUUUCACUUUGUCCUGCUCUACCAAGACCGCGUCAUGGCCAUCAGCUCACUCGACGAUCAGGUCAUCUUUGAGGAAGCACUCCCACUCAAGGCCAACGAGCGUGUUAUCGGCACAGCAGUGGAUGCCGCGAAGAGGACCUACUGGAUCUACACCGACGCCAGCAUUUUCGAGCUCGUCCUCCGCGACGAGGACCGCCAUGUUUGGCGCGUCCAUCUCGACCGUGGAUCUUUCGACAUGGCCCUCAAGUACGCCAAGCCAGGCAUCCAACGAGGCACCGUCCUAUCGUUCCAAGGCGACCGAUACUUUGCCGAGGGCAAAUACAUCCAGGCAGCCCAGUGCUAUGCUCAGACGUUCAUGCGCGCCUUCGAAGAAAUCGUUCUGCGCUUCACCGAUGUUGAGCAGCGCGACGCGUUGCGCUACUACCUCGUGAUGCGCCUCGAGCGUCUCGACAAGACAGUCGACGUGGCUCAGCGCAUCAUGCUGGCCACCUGGCUCGUCGAGAUCUAUCUCAGCAAAAUCAACCAGCUCGAAGAUGUCGCCGCUGCCGAAGCUGCAAGUCAGGACGUCGACAACUACCGCCUCGAGAUCACGCUGAUCACCGAGGAGCUGCAUCAAUUCCUGGCAACGUAUCGCUCCCUGCUGGAUCCGCAGACGACAUUCGACCUCAUCAAGAAGCACGGUCGAUCGGACGUCUAUCUGCACUUUGCUUCCGUUGUGGGCGACCAUGAUCGCAUCGUACGCCAUCACGUCCAAACACAGCAAUGGACCAAAGCCAUCGACGCCAUCAACAAGCAAGAUUCGCUCGAGCUGUACUACAGCUUUGCACCAGUUCUCAUGCGUCACGCUCCGGCUCAGACGGUCGACUGCUGGUCGCGUCAGCGUAGUCUCGACGCUCGCAAACUGAUCCCGGCGCUACUACAGCACAAGCCUGACUUGGACCUUGGCGAGACGGACCAGGCGGUCAAGUAUCUUGCAGGCAUCAUCGCUGGGAAGAACGGAAGCAAGGACACUGCCAUCCACAACCUUCUGCUCACCCUGCUUGCACGUCGAUCAUCACGCUACCCGAAACGGGAUGAGCUCAAGGAGGAGCUGCUGCGAUUCAUCGACGAAGCCAAGCCAAACCCGAUGACCGGGCAUCCGUACUUCGAUCUCGAUUACGCUCUGCGCACUUGCCUAUCUCAGCGACAGAUGGAGGCGUGUGUACGCAUCUACGCCAAGAUGGGACUUUACGAGUCGGCUGUGGAGCUCGCCAUUCGAGAAGGUGAGAUCGAGCUGGCAUGCAGCUGUGCCGACAUGGCCGAAUCGAUGGAUCGCGAUCUGCGAAAGAAGCUCUGGCUCCGGGUCGCCAAGGAAGUCGUGCGCACCUCAGCCGACAUGAAAUCCGCCAUGGCGUUCCUGCGUCGCACCGAUCUCAUUUCGAUCGAAGACGUGCUGCCCUUCUUCCCAGACUUUGCUGUUAUUGACGACUGCAAAGACGACAUCUGCGAAGCGUUGGAAGGCUACGCUGCGCACAUUGAAGAGCUGAAAGACGAAAUGGACGAGGCAUCACGGUCGGCCGCAGCCAUCCAGCAGGACAUCGCUAGGCUCAGCGAGCGAUUUGUGACCAUCGAUCCGGAUCAAAGGUGCCAUCACUGCAUGCAGACGCUGGUGCAGCGACAGUUCUAUAUCUUCCCGUGCAGACACGGCUUCCACGCCGACUGCCUUAUUGGCGAGGGGACCAAGACCAUGUCGACGCGCAGCCUGCGCAAACUGCUCGAGCUGCAGCAGCAAAUCUCGGCGCUCACCAGUGGACUUGUACCUGCGCUGCCAAAUUCGGCGCUCGCAAACAUGGGCUUCCUCAAGGACGGAUCGAAAGCGAUGGUCAGCGCAGCCCAAGGUGCGAGACAGGCCGGACUCGUCGGACUGCAAGCGAGUGCGAGAGGUCUGGGCAACGUGACAGCCGCCGUGGGUCUUGACAAGCUUCGCGAGCUGGUGGUGCCGGACGCAGUGAUCAGCGCCAUCUCGGCUGGUGUCAGUGUCAGCGUUGCCGGUGGACGCCGAGUGCUGGCGCCGUUGGAUCCCUUUUCGAACCCGACGUCGGAUCUGGUUGCUGGCUCACGCACCGCGGCGCAGCGACGAGCUGCUGCUCUCAUCGCCACGGACGCUGACGCGAACAGCGCGAGCGCAGAGUAUGGAGAGGACAAGAACACGAUCGGCUCAGCGAGGAGCAUCGAGGAUCAAGAGAGGAUUCAGCAGCUGCGUGAUCAGCUCGAUGCGCUGAUUGCUGGAAGCUGUCCCAUGUGCGAAGGGACCGCCAACGCCAUCGGCCGACCUUUCAUCUCGGACAAGGAGGCUGCUGAAGAGUGGGCCUUAUAG
Molecule: messenger RNA, 3864 nt
Organism: Kalmanozyma brasiliensis GHG001
Lineage: Eukaryota; Fungi; Basidiomycota; Ustilaginomycetes; Ustilaginales
Product: Clathrin, heavy chain/VPS, 7-fold repeat
Exons: 1
Coding region: 1-3864 (1287 amino acids)
Biological process (GO): vacuole organization; organelle fusion; endosome organization
Cellular component (GO): endosome; HOPS complex
Molecular function (GO): protein-macromolecule adaptor activity
Source: RefSeq, a predicted model, not a curated record